Cylicocyclus nassatus is the source of this 237-nucleotide messenger RNA. The record is from the annotation of a GenBank genome assembly. Lineage: Eukaryota; Metazoa; Nematoda; Chromadorea; Rhabditida; Strongylidae.
AUGAUUGAAGAUAAGCAGGAGAUCAAGGGAAAAAAGGGCUACACUGUAAGAACUUUUGUGCGACAAUGGACGCUUCCCAAAGAAGUCGAUGUGGAACAGCUGAAGUCCACCCUCACCGAAGAUGGCCACCUUGCAGUUGAAGCACCAAAGAUAUCGAAAAAGUCACCUACCCCAAGGAGCAUCGAGAUUCAAAAGGCAGCUCCACCUAAGGAAAAUGAAAAGUUGAACGAACACUAA